This is a messenger RNA of Scomber japonicus (chub mackerel), 843 nucleotides long. It is a transcript of the gene dlx3b, whose product is annotated as distal-less homeobox 3b. Lineage: Eukaryota; Metazoa; Chordata; Actinopteri; Scombriformes; Scombridae. Gene Ontology annotation, biological process: regulation of transcription by RNA polymerase II; embryo development; epithelial cell differentiation. The transcript has 3 exons. The record is from RefSeq and is a predicted model, not a curated record. Bases 1 to 843 code for a protein of 280 amino acids. Gene Ontology annotation, molecular function: DNA-binding transcription factor activity, RNA polymerase II-specific; RNA polymerase II cis-regulatory region sequence-specific DNA binding.
AUGAGCGCCGGGCAGACGUAUGAGAAGAAAAUUGCGAGUAUUUUGACCGAUCUUCCCGGAUCUAUGAGUUGCCACCCGAACUCCAAGGACUCUCCUACUCUCCCCGAGUCUUCCGUGACGGACAUGGGCUACUACAGUGGACAGACGGCCCACGGCCAUCAUGAAUAUUAUCAGGGUCAGGCGUACGGACAGCCCAUGAACUCUUACCAUCACCAGUUUAACCUGAACGGAAUGGGAGCUGCCGGAGCUUACACCACCAAAUCAGAAUAUCCCUAUACAAAUAGCUACAGACAGUACGGACAUUACAACAGAGAUCACCUCCAGGCCUCACCUCCGAGCUCAGUGAAAGAGGAGCCAGAGCCCGAGGUCCGCAUGGUGAAUGGAAAACCGAAAAAGAUCCGCAAGCCGAGGACGAUCUAUUCCAGCUACCAGCUCGCCGCUCUGCAGAGGCGCUUCCAGAAGGCACAAUACCUCGCUCUGCCCGAAAGAGCUGAGCUUGCUGCUCAGCUCGGCCUGACUCAGACUCAGGUCAAGAUCUGGUUCCAGAACCGGAGGUCCAAGUUCAAGAAGCUGUACAAGAACGGCGAGGUUCCCUUGGACCACAGUCCCAACGCCAGCGACUCCAUGGCCUGCAACUCCCCUCCCUCCCCAGCUGUGUGGGAGAACAGCACGCCUCAGAACACCCCGAUCAGCAGACCUCAGGUCCCGCAGCCGACGCACAGCUCGUCACCGCCAUACCUGGAGGAUUAUAACAACCACUGGUACCAGCAGGGAUCACACCUACAGCACCCGGGCACCGUGCAUCACCCAGUCCCGCAGCAAAGCGUGGGAGCUGUUUAUUGA